Messenger RNA from Rattus norvegicus (Norway rat), 4039 nucleotides. It is a transcript of the gene Slitrk1, whose product is annotated as SLIT and NTRK-like family, member 1. Gene Ontology annotation, cellular component: postsynaptic density membrane; glutamatergic synapse; GABA-ergic synapse. Lineage: Eukaryota; Metazoa; Chordata; Mammalia; Rodentia; Muridae. The record is from RefSeq and is marked provisional. Gene Ontology annotation, biological process: axonogenesis; synapse assembly; synaptic membrane adhesion. The transcript has a single exon. The coding region runs from base 724 to 2814 and encodes 696 amino acids.
GGAGAAAAGGAACAGGAUGGACAUCCACAAAAUGCAGUGAUUGCGGAAAUUUUCCAGCGCCAUUGGCUGGGCAGUGUGUCUUUUGGGCGGGCGUGAUUUCAGCACCGGGGGCAUUGGACAGCACCUCGGGGGUACUUCUGGGCAACCUGCAACGGAGACAAGAACUCCACCAGCUGCCUGGACCACUGAAGCCGCCGAAAGCCCUGCUUUGUAUCAGAGAGGCAAGGUCAGUCCGAUGCACAGCCAUCACAGGCAGUGCGCCUGUACUACGCUGCAAACCUGCUUGUUUCUAACAUGCACUUGCUUCUAAUUGCUAGCAUUGUUCCCUUCCUGGUUAGUGAGAACCUCUAAACAUGAUUCUGUACGGGUGCGUUUCCUUUUAAUUUUACAGGUAUAUAUUUAACUUAUUUCGGUUAUUUUUAAAGGGUUGAGGGGGAGUAGUUUGCUUUCUCUCUCUUUCCUCUACUUUCCACCCCCUUUUCUGCUUGCCUUGCACUAUGUGCCUGGAUAGUUUGUGGAUAUAAUUAUUGACUGGCGUCUGGGCUAUUGCAGUACGGGGGGGUUAGGGAGGAAGGAAUCCACCCCCACCCCCCCAAACCCUUCUUUUCUCUUUCUCUGGGAUCGGGCAUUGGAGCACUAAAUGAACUUGAAUUGUGUCUGUGGCGAGCAGGAUGGUUGCUGUUACUUUGUGAUGAGAUCUGGGAUGAAUUGCUCGCUUUAAAAAUGCUGCUUUGGAUUCUGUUGCUGGAGACGUCUCUUUGUUUUGCCGCUGGAAACGUUACAGGGGACGUUUGUAAAGAGAAGAUCUGUUCUUGCAAUGAGAUAGAAGGGGACUUACACGUAGACUGUGAAAAAAAGGGCUUUACAAGUCUGCAGCGCUUCACGGCUCCGACUUCCCAGUUUUAUCAUUUAUUUCUGCAUGGCAAUUCCCUCACUCGACUUUUCCCUAAUGAGUUCGCUAACUUUUAUAAUGCGGUUAGUUUGCAUAUGGAAAACAAUGGCUUGCAUGAAAUCGUUCCGGGGGCAUUUCUGGGGCUGCAGCUGGUGAAACGACUGCAUAUCAACAACAACAAGAUCAAGUCUUUUCGAAAGCAGACUUUUUUGGGGCUGGACGAUCUGGAAUACCUCCAGGCUGAUUUUAAUUUAUUACGGGAUAUAGACCCGGGGGCCUUCCAGGACUUGAACAAGUUGGAAGUCCUCAUUUUAAACGACAAUCUCAUCAGCACCCUACCUGCUAAUGUAUUCCAGUAUGUGCCCAUCACCCACCUCGACCUCCGCGGAAACAGGCUGAAAACACUGCCCUAUGAGGAGGUCUUGGAGCAGAUUCCUGGCAUUGCUGAGAUCCUGUUAGAGGAUAACCCUUGGGACUGCACCUGUGAUCUGCUCUCCCUGAAGGAAUGGCUGGAGAACAUUCCCAAAAACGCCCUAAUUGGCCGAGUGGUCUGCGAAGCCCCCACCAGGCUCCAGGGUAAAGACCUCAAUGAAACCACGGAACAGGACCUGUGUCCUUUAAAAAACAGAGUGGAUUCUAGUCUCCCGGCUCCCCCUGCCCAGGAAGAGACCUUCGCUCCUGGCCCCCUGCCAACUCCUUUCAAGAUAAAUGGGCAGGACGAACAUGCUACCCCAGGGGCUGUUCCAAAUGGAGGUACAAAGAUCCCGGGCAACUGGCAACUCAAAAUCAAACCCACACCACCGAUAGCAACUGGGAGCGCCAGAAACAAACCCCCAGUGCAUGGCUUGCCCUGCCCCGGGGGCUGCAGCUGUGACCACAUCCCAGGCUCGGGCUUAAAGAUGAACUGUAACAACCGGAACGUGAGCAGCUUGGCUGAUUUGAAGCCUAAGCUUUCCAACGUGCAAGAGCUCUUCCUUCGAGAUAACAAGAUCCACAGCAUCCGAAGAUCACACUUUGUGGAUUACAAGAACCUCAUUCUGUUGGAUCUGGGCAACAACAACAUCGCGAACAUAGAGAACAACACUUUCAAGAACCUUUUGGACCUCAGAUGGCUGUACAUGGAUAGUAACUACCUGGACACUCUGUCCCGGGAGAAAUUUGCUGGGCUGCAGAACCUGGAGUAUCUGAACGUGGAGUACAACGCGAUUCAGCUCAUUCUACCCGGUACUUUCAAUGCCAUGCCCAAACUGAGGAUUCUUAUUCUCAACAACAACUUGCUGAGGUCCCUACCCGUGGACGUUUUUGCUGGGGUCUCCCUGUCUAAGCUCAGUCUGCACAAUAAUUACUUCAUGUACCUCCCAGUGGCAGGGGUGCUGGACCAGUUAACCUCCAUCAUCCAGAUAGACCUGCAUGGCAACCCCUGGGAGUGCUCCUGCACCAUUGUGCCUUUCAAGCAAUGGGCAGAGCGUCUGGGCUCCGAGGUGCUGAUGAGCGACCUCAAGUGUGAGACACCGGUGAACUUCUUUAGGAAGGAUUUCAUGCUGCUCUCCAAUGACGAGAUCUGCCCCCAGCUGUAUGCGAAGAUCUCGCCCACGUUAACUUCGCACAGUAAAAACAGCACUGGGUUGGCGGAGACCGGGACACACUCCAACUCCUACCUAGACACCAGCAGGGUGUCCAUCUCCGUGUUGGUCCCAGGACUGCUGCUGGUGUUCGUCACCUCCGCCUUCACCGUGGUGGGCAUGCUCGUGUUUAUCCUGAGGAACCGAAAGCGGUCCAAGAGAAGGGAUGCCAAUUCCUCUGCGUCCGAAAUUAAUUCCCUACAGACAGUCUGUGACUCUUCUUACUGGCACAAUGGGCCUUACAAUGCAGAUGGGGCCCAUAGGGUGUAUGACUGCGGCUCUCACUCACUCUCAGACUAAGCCCCCGACCCUAAAGGGGGAGGAGUGCAGGAAGAUGAUCCAUCCUCCCCUGUCGCCAGCAUCGCGGUGGGGGAGUGGAACAUUGACCCAGAUCUAGCGUGUCACAAGCCCCGAUGGACAUGAGUAAAUAAAUAACUAUGAACUCACUCAAGGAAGAGGCUCUGGCCCUUAAGCUCCCAACAGAAAACAAAGAGCAGACUGUGGCGCUGCGAGUGCAGCGAGCUAGCUCUUUGCUCUGAGCUCCUUUUGACUCAAAGCCCAGCAUGGGGCCUGCCAGAAGAAUUGAGCACCCUUGCUCUGGGCCAAAGGUCCCCUGGGGCUGUCUGCAGUGGAGCUAUACAUAUAUACAUAUAUCACAUCUAUAUAGAGAAAUAGAUAUCUAUUUUUCCCCUGUGGAUAGCCCGAAGAUGGCUCCCUGUUGGUUAUUCAGGGAUGGGCAGUUGCACGAAGGCAUGAAUGUAUUGUAAAUAAAUAACUUUGACUCCUGACAAGAACAAAAACAAAAAAACAAAAAACAAAAAGUGCUGCAUGGCUCGCAUGGAAUCCACACGCUCCAGGGACUACGCCCCCCCUCCCCCAACCCCACUGCCCACUGCAACUGGAGACAGCGUCACAGCACCCAUCCUCUUACCUGAUAAGUCCCAUCGUAUCAAACUUUCUAUAAACAAAAUACAGUAUAAUCAGAAAGUGCCAUUUCGCCCUUAUUUGUGAUUGGUAGGCAGUUCAGAGCGUAUGUUUACUGUGAAAAAAAAUGUAAAGGUUUAUUUAAGACACUUGCAUGGCUAGUCAUCAGUCCAUUUUAUGAGUUAACGAUGUAUUUUGUUGAGCAAAGUUUUUAAAGGUUGUUUUGGGUUUUUUUUCUUUUGAUGAUGAUGUUUGAUUUUAUUUUAGUUUCUGAGGGGGAAUAUUUUUCUAUACAUAUCCAAUAAUGCCUUCCAUCUGAAUGUAAAAUAAGUACCCAUGAUUUCUAUUAUAGUACCAGUGUAAUUAUUUAAGAAAAAAGAUUCUGGGGCAGUUAAGCAUGACCAAUUAAUGUCACUCUAGUGCUUAGGCUGCGAUCCUAUGGUAGCAAUUGUGUGCUGGUAAAAAUCUUACUUAUAAAGUAGGAACAAAGAACCGAGGAAGCACGUGAAACUUACUAAUUCUAUUCGAGGAUUUUAUAAUGGCAUAUUUUUUCAGUAUUAAAGUGAAAAUGUUUUCAAAUCUGGGUCCUUACAUUUUUCCA